AGCCCCCACCCCCCCAGUGUUUUGGGGAAAAAGCUACAUGAGUGAAAGAGUAGGUUUAGGAGUAACAUUUAAUGAUCGCUUUUUUUUCUCCAUUGCUUAUUUGAAAUGUGCAUACUUUGCAUUUCGUAGUAUCUCCCCUGUUUUGACUUCAAUUGGCAUGCACAGAAUGGUCUAUGCAAGAUCAUGGCGGAAACUUAUAAUCUGUAUACUGAUCACAUUGAAGGUGAAUGGGUUAUAUGUGCAGAUUACUUACAUUAAAUCUUCUGUAGCUAAGGGUGCAGUUUGUUUGGAUGGUAGUCCUCCAGCAUACCAUUUAGAUAAAGGAUUUGGCUCAGGAAUUAACAAUUGGCUGGUUCACAUUGAGGGUGGAGGAUGGUGUACCAAUGUUACAACUUGUCUUUUCCGCAAGAACACCCAUUUAGGUUCCUCUAAGAAAAUGGUAACAGAAAUUGCAUUCUCUGGGAUUCUGAGCAACAAUAAGCAAUUUAACCCAGAUUUCUAUAAUUGGAAUAGAAUCAAGGUCCGGUACUGUGAUGGAGCAUCAUUUACCGGAGAUUUGGAGAAAGUAGAUCCAGUCACCAAUCUUCACUACAGAGGAGCAAGGAUUUGGCUUGCUGUUAUAGAGGACCUGCUAAAGAAGGGGAUGAAAAAUGCUGAAUAUGCUCUUCUUUCUGGCUGUUCAGCUGGUGGCUUGGCCUCCAUUCUCCAUUGUGACAGCUUCCAUGCACUCCUAUCUAUAGGUACCAAAGUAAAAUGCCUUGCUGAUGCUGGAUAUUUUGUCAAUUUGAAAGAAAUAUCUGGAAGAGAACACAUAAAAUCCUACUUUAAUGAUGUGGUGACAACCCAUGGAUCAGUAAAGAAUUUGCCCACAUAUUGCACUUCAACAAUGAAACCAAGUAUGUGUUUUUUCCCACAAUACAUAGUGCAUGGUAUACGUACACCACUUUUUCUACUAAAUGCAGCCUAUGAUUCAUGGCAGAUAAGGAACAUUUUGGUUCCAGGUGUUGCUGAUCCUCAUGGCUACUGGCUCAGUUGCAAGCUUGAUAUAAAGAAUUGUUCGUCCAUCCAACUUCAAACCAUGCAAGAACAACUAGGCGACACCCUAGCACCACGUAGGCAAUGAUUUUCCUUGGCUGAAAUCCGACCUGACAACCUACCUCCGCCGACUAAUUGGAGUCCUAGCUUGGUGCAUUCAUGCUGCCACAAAACAACCAAUAACAGCGGAACAAUCAACAGCAGAACGACCUGAACAACUAGCGGACCGACGACAAGCACCCCGAAGUGAGGCCGCCCCCAUAGGUCGAGCCCUUUGUGGUUCCCGUGGGAGUUGAUGGCUAACAGAUUAUGGAAUUGCCCUGCCGACCUCAACCCAUUCUAUAUUCGCACUCAAUAGUAAUCAGCCCGGACGAGCCUCGUUAGCUCUAUUUCGCAAGGUUGCCUCUACAGGUCGAGCCCUUCAUGGCUCCCGCGGGAGUCGGCGGCCAACGGACUAUGCGGUCACCCUUGUGGGUCAAGCCUUUCAAGGUUCCCAUGCAAGUUGGUGACCUACAGUUAGUAGCUGCCCCCGCAGGUCGAGCUCCUUGUGGCUUAUCGUAGGAGUAGAUGGCCAGCGUCUCCGAGAAAUGUUGUGGAGCAGCCAUGGCACUGACCUACCAUCCAACGCCAGCAGCAAUGCACGUAUCGACAAAGCUAUCACAAGGGCAGAAUCUGAACCACUAGCCUGGGCAAGCUUCAACGAUCUGGCCCAGAUUGUCUCCCAGCUCGAAUUGCGAAGCCUCACUACUGAUUGAGCCCUUCAUGGCUUCUGUGAGAGUUGGCAGUUAACUGAAUGAGGAACCAGCCUCACAGGUCAAACCUUUUAUGGUUCCCAUUAGAGUAGGCAACCCGCAAAAAGCAGAGCCACCCCCUCAAUGUGAGCCCCCCAUGGCUCCAGCAGAAGUGGGCGGUUAGCAGUUCAGGAGUAAGUGCAGAACAUGUAUGGCAUUGACCCACAAGCGUAGACCCGGGAGAGCCAAUCCCAUGUGAUGGCAUAGAUGCAGCCAUAUUUAAAGUUACAGAAUGACCAUCCGCUUUGGUGACCUGGUCAAAUUGAGCUCUAAGGGAAAGCCAUACCGCUUUUUAGCUAAAGCCCCCUCAAGCUGACCUCGAAACACGACGACAAUGGGUAGACCGAUCUAAUCAGGUUGCCUCCCCAUCUAUCUAGCUCGGCAGCAUUGCCACCACUACGCUUAAAUCGACCUCAAAGGACGUCGACAUCUCAUCGCCGACCUGAAAAAAAAGAAGAGAAAAAAAAGAGAAACUGAAGAAAGGAAGAUUAGUUCGCUUUCAACACUGCAGUAGACAUGCAAACUUGGCCGGUUUCUUCACAGUCAUCCUCCACCUCGGUUUUAGGCUUUGUAUCGACCUUGUCGGCUACUCCUUCGAGGAUCGGCGUGAGGGACAUUGCAUUGUAGGCUACGUAAGUUGAGCGACCUGACGAGGCAGUCACGUAGUUGGAAGCCCCUCGUGAUGACAACAUGACGAACUUCGCUCUUGAGGUAUUUAGUCGAAUUGUGUAACUCCUUGGCGAUUGCAUCCCUAGUAAGUUAUAUGUCCUCGGGGUGCCUGCUCCGCCUCUCCUCAAGCAGAUGACUUCGCUCCUGUGCCCCGAUAAUCAAGACGGCGAAGUCCUGUGUAGGGCUGCAUUUAACCCUUAAGACUUCCAACUUGGAGAGCGAAUUGGACCAAUGCCUACGACCUCAUCGAAUUAGUCAUUCCGAGCUAAAGGACAUGCAACAAGCUACUCCCUUUGCCGAGCUGACCUCAGCUCGGGAGUAGGGGCAAUUGAUGAGGGCAAAUUUGAAUCUCCACUGACAUCAUGACAUGUGGCAUCUCAGAACAGCUGGACGACACCCCGACACCACAUAGGUGAUGAUUUGCCUUCGCUGAAAUCCAACUUAGCAAUCUACCUCCACCGACCUGGCGACUUAACUCCACCAACUAAUUGGAGUCCUAGCUGGAAAACCUCAUUUACAAUUUGGGCACAUCGGUAAGGCGGCUAGGAACACCUUGUCCAGGGCCGACCUGUGGUUGAGCGACCUCCCUUGAGGACUUGUCAACUCGACUGAGGUCCAUGUGGCGACCUACGAGACGUGCUCGCCGACCUCCUCCGUGUACGAGUCCCAUCACUCCCAGGUCUUCCAGAAGUUAGUUCUUGCAUAGAAUGUUUCGGAGGCACAAAGCCUGGUCUAUGUGCUCCACUACCUCCGAAGACUUUGGCCCGGCCAACCACGACCUCCCGGAGAUCUCGGACGCCGUGCGUGAAGCCCAUGCCGAGCAAUGCCUAUAUAUAGGCCUCAUCUCCAACCUCACAAGGUACAUGCACAAUUUAGUUCUCGCAGCUCUCUAGCUCUCUUACUUUUAUCUCUCUCAAAAAUCUCCAAUUCGCUGACUUAAGCAUCGGAGUGCCCACCUCGGGUAAAGAAACCUGGGCACUCUAAUAUUGUUUCACUGCAGGUCUCCCAGAAAAUUAUACAACUCUCCGUUAUAUAGCUCGAUAUCCAUCCGAGCUAUCUUCUAGCUCGGCCUUACUCAGCUUGACAUCUGAUUCACCUUCCAGCAAGGAAUUCUCCAUCUUGGCUUCUGAGUCAUCAGCCAGCAGGGAACUGCCAGAUCACGCAUCAUCAGCAUGCACUAUUCAAAACCAAUCAAGUCCAAUUUGAAUAUGAUAGUGGAUAAGGUUUUCUUAGGAUCAAUACAUUAACGGGAUCGAAUUUGAUUUGAGUUAUAUCUGAUUUGAUAUGAUCCUUUUGCAGCCCUACUGAGAAAAGAGGCUUCUUAUAUAUACCAAUGAACAGAUGAACUGUGGAAUAGUUCGAUUUAUAUGUUUAUGACAUAAAUGGAACUAAUUGAGGAAUAAUAUAAUUUCCACUUUUUUGAGCUGGUUUCAGGAAUAUGUUAAGGUUAAUAAAGCGUGAUCAUGACAUAACAGGUUUCAGGAUGGAAUUUCUAAGUGCGUUGUUAGGACAAAGAAGCUCUUCAAGAGGCAUGUUCAUAAACUCU
Messenger RNA from Nelumbo nucifera (sacred lotus), 4041 nucleotides. Its product is annotated as pectin acetylesterase 8-like. Gene Ontology annotation, biological process: cell wall organization. Gene Ontology annotation, cellular component: plant-type cell wall. Gene Ontology annotation, molecular function: pectin acetylesterase activity. NCBI's taxonomy places the organism in Eukaryota, Viridiplantae, Streptophyta, Magnoliopsida, Proteales, Nelumbonaceae. The record is from RefSeq and is a predicted model, not a curated record.